AUCUGUUGACAGAAAACUCCACAGAAGAGCUUUCCUUGCCCAAGAGCUCACUGAUUCUUGUGCCUGUACCUAGAUUUUGGACAUUGAGAUGUUUUCUCUCCUAAGACCUUGUUAGGACGCUUUUGUGGCUUAUAGUCAGCCUACCUUGAUGCUGGUAGGACACUAUCGCACCGCGCUUCAGACUGUGGAGCCAUCACGAUGAACAUUCCUCCAGCACUCAGCCUUCAGAGUAUGCAGGAUGCAGCGGCUGCCGACACAAGCGCUGCGUAUUGGAGAGCAGCAGCUGCUGCCGCUGCUGCCGCGGCCGCAGCGUCGUAUCUUCCGCAUGGACACGGCCACGCGCACGCGCCGUCCACCCCCGGACCAGGCGGUGUCGGCAUGGCGAUGCACGCGCCGAACUUCCUCAUGCAACAAGCUACCACGGGCCACGUCCGGUCGCCUUCGCCGAACUCUAUUGCCGCAGGAACCAUGGCUGGCCUCGCCUUCUCCUCCUCCGCCGCCGCCGCUGCCGCCGCUGCGUCCGCUGGCGCGGCGAUGAUGCAGAACUCGCUGUCCAUGCACGCGCGCUUCUUCCCCUCGCUGCACCCGCAUGCGCACGCCGGCCUCGCGCAGCAGCACCAGCUGCACCAACUGCAGGCCGCCGCGGGCCUCCCAGGAAUGGCAACACCGCAGGUGGUGCUGGGAGCGCACGCGCAGGCGUCCAUGCCCCACAUGGGGCUGCUCCCAGGCCAGCAGGUGGCCAUGCAUGGCCAGACAGGCAUGCUCCCUGGCCUGCCGCUCGCUUCCGACCCCAGCUAUCUGGCGGCGCACCACCUCGCCCAGCAGCAGCAGCAACUUCAGCUGCAGCAUGAGCAGCAGCAGCAGCAGCAACAACAGCAACAGCAACAGCAGCAACAGCAAAUAGCGGCCUUGCCUCCUCCCCCUCCUCCCCCGGCGUUACUGAGCGGUCCGCAAAAGCAUUACCAGAUGCAGGAGGCGCAGAUUCAAAAGCAGCAAGAAGCCGCUCCUCCACAGCAGCAGCAGCAGCAGCAGGGGUCGCAUCAACAGGAGCAGCAAGGAGGCGGAGAAGCGGCCAAGAGCCCAGGAAACGGAGGAGACUGGGCCGGCAACGAAGGCGACCUUACAGCCAAGGUGCGUAAGCCCUACACCAUAACGAAGCAGAGGGAGCGCUGGACUGAGGACGAGCACAGCAAGUUCCUGGAAGCCCUCAAGCUCUACGGCCGCGCGUGGCGCCGCAUCGAAGAGCACAUCGGCAGCAAGACGGCCGUGCAGAUCCGCAGCCACGCGCAGAAGUUCUUCACCAAGCUGGAGCGCGACGGCACCUCAGCGGCGACCUCGCAGAUGGACAUCGAGAUCCCCCCGCCGCGGCCCAAGCGCAAGCCCGCGCACCCGUACCCGCGCAAGGCGGGUUCCGCCACCAGUUCGCAGCCGCAGCAGCCGCAGCGGCAGCACAGCCAGAACAGCCUUUCAAAGCCUCUCCAGCAGCCUGCACCCGCCCUCCUCCCCCCUCCCCCUCCGCCCCCCAAGGCACUGCUUCCGUGCAUGAAGCAUCCGCAGCUGCCGCAGCAGCCGGCGCAACCAACACAGGCUGUGCAGGUGAACCAGCCUGCAGCAGCGGUGCAGCAGGCGGCAGUCGGAGAGAGGAGCGCACACAAGGGGCUACAGGCAACUUCACCGCAGCAGGCAGAGGCAGAAGGAACAGAGCAGCAGCAGCAGCCGCAGCAGCAGCAGCAGCGGUCGAGCCGUCAGGUGUCCCAGGGGCUGAGUUCGCAGCGCACGCAGUCGCAGAUGUCGCGGUCGCUGGUGCCCGUGUCGUCCGACCAGUCGUGCGGCAACGAGCGCGCCGACGACGGCCACGAGUCCAAGUAUGUCUCCCCUCCCCAUGCCGCCGCGCCUGCCGUCGCCGUUGCUGCAUACAACGAUGUCAACGCUGCACACGCUGUGCGCUCGCCUGUAGGUAAGCGUGACGCUGCUGGUCCCAACGCGUGCAUCUCGCCGUUGUCGUCGCCGUCAGCACCCGGCGAUCAGCCCAUCCGGCAGUCGCCCGACCAGCGCAGCACUCUGAAGCUCUUCGGCAAGACGCUCGCCACCCCAGUCGCCAUGGCCGCACCACCCCCAGCAGCGCCACCCGCAUCCCUGCCACCACCUGCUCCCAGAACCACCAUUCCUCGUGCCACCGCACCUGGUGCCGCUGGUACUGCUGCUGACCACAGCCCCCUGCGCUCGCCGUCGUUCCAUCCGCCUCUGCUGUCCCUUGCGACCCCCCCUCCUGCUCCUGCACCGCUCUCUGACCCGCACCACUGGCGCUUCAGCCAUGCGGCGGGUAAGGGCAGUGCAAAGGACGAGCAGAAAGUAGAGGAGGAGGAGGGCGAAGAUCCUCCCAUGGUGACGCGGUCACUGUCGCUUCCAGUCCCUCGGACUGCUGCUGUCCUCCCAGAGGAGUCGCAGGGCCUGUCACUCUCAGGGGCGCCACAGGGACACGGCAAGCGGGCUGCGGGGGCGGGCGCAAGAGGAGGGGCGGAUGAGCGUGGGCGCGUGGAGCACCUGAGGGUAGCGGCGGCGCAGCAGGCGCUGCGGUCGCUGAGCGUGACGGGGCACGACGCGUCCACGUCAGCGUGCGCCAGCUUCUCCGACCGCUCCGUCGUGCUCGAGUCAGGCCUCUCCACCGAGCCCCUCCCCGCCCCCACGCCGCAACCACCGCGCAUGCCGCAAGGGGCGGACCGCCGAGGUGUAUUAUCGGCGGCAGAGGCGCGUUUGGGACAUGGACGCGCGGGAGGGAGGGAGGAGGGAGCAAUGCGAGAGAUGGCGGAGGGCGGCCCAGGCGAUGCUGCUGUGGGCGCGGGCAAGGCGGAGGUGGAGAAGACGGGGGCGGAGGACGCACCAGCGAGCCCAGUCAAGGUUGCGACUCCCGCGGGCGUCAUCUCGCCCACGCUCCUCCCCGCCCUCUUCCAGCAGUCCGCCACAGCAGCGGCGCUCAAGCCAGGCGUGGCGCAGGCGCAGUACAUGGAGCAGCUGCUCGGGUACCCCCCUGCCCCGCCCCCCUUCAACCCCGCCGCCAACGCAGCAGCAGCCACAGCCGCAGCAGCUGCAGCAGCCACGGCCGCUGCGCUUGGCUCCUCUGCAGCAGCAGGCCUGGCUGCCAGCGCUGCGGCGAAUGCUGCUGGGCUGAGCCAGCAGCAGCAGGAAAAGGCGAGGGUGGAGACGGGAGGAGGGGAAGGGGAGGCAGGGCAAGGGAUGGAAGGAGUGGCAGCAAGUGAGAACGCCAAGCAAGGUGCGGCUGUGGCCGCAAUGGACGGUGGUGCAGCGAGUCCCAGCCAGCUUCCGCCAGGCGUGGCGUCGCAGUGGUCGCCAGCGCUCAUGCCAUCCAUGGCAGGUCUCUCAAUGCUCAAUGCCGCCGCUGCCGCUGCUGCCGCCACCACCGCUGCUGCUGCCACCACGGCUGCCCCCUCCCAUCGCCCCCCCUUCGACUACGCCGCUGCCGCCGCUGCUGCAGCAGCUGCUUCAGCGCGCGGUACUGCCACCUUCCAGGAAGCUGCUGCCUCAGCUCAGAUGGCUGCAGCAACUGCUGCCGCGAUGGGGCUGCAGUUUCCCGGGUGCUUCAUGCCGGGAGGCGAGGACGUGGUGCAGCAGCAGCAAAUGAUGUUCCCGUCGCCCUUCCCCUUCGUCGACUUCCACUCGCCCGGCUUCCACCCCAUGCACCACCCUGGCUACCUGCUCUCGCCCUACCGCGCGCCCAUGCCCCACCCGCACCCGGCGGCGGCGUUCCAGACGUUCGACUCGUACCUGCGCAUCUACGGGCCCGCCUUCGCCUCCAUGGGCGCCACCACCUUCGCCGCCUGGCACGCCCCGCGCCCCCAGCACCAGCAGCACCAGCUGCAGCAGCCAGGCCGCCCCCAGCUGCUGCCUGCCAGUCAUACUCCCGCCGCCGCCGCCACAGCUGCUGCGCCCUCUGGUUUGUGGCCCUCGGCGCCGUUUCUCGCAGCUCAGGCGGCAGCAGGUGGGACGGAGAGCCCUACCAAGGCUGUGGAAGCAGGCACGGCAGGCGGGGUGUCAGGUGCUGCCGCAGUGCCUCCAAGUGCUGCCACAGUAGCUGCUCCUGGCGCUGCCGCCACUGCCGGCAGUCUUGGCGCGGGAGCGGGUGCUGCUGCAAUCCUUGGCAGCACUGCUGCCGCCACUCUCGAUGUGCGGCUCUCGUCACCGCCAGCGCCUCCGCGCACCCUGUCAGACGACGACCCAGCAGCAGCAGCCAUGGCCGUGACCAUGGCAGCUGCGUCCGCGUGGUGGGCGCUCCAAGGCUCCAUGCCGCCCGGCGUCUUCCUCCCCAUGUCGCCCGCGCAGGCCUUCCGCCCCCCAUUCAACGGUGUCACGCCUCUCCCUGCCGCCGCCGCUGCUGCCACUGCUAUGCAGCUCGGGUGGCCGGGUGCAGGGGAGGGCGAGAACGGACGGAACGGUGGAGGUGGGGAGGCUGAUGCAGCCACUGCAGGUGCGCCUGGUGGAGGUCUUAGUGGUGCGGGCGUGACUCCUGGUGCAGCUGCGGAUGCCGGCUUUGUCAAAGCCACGCUUGCAGCACCCCAGCAGCCACAGCAGCAGCAGCAGCAGAAGCAGUUGGAGAUGGGUGGAGUGGUGGAGACAGGGGACGAUGGGGGGGAGGGGUCAUCUGGUAAGGCGAUUCCCGAGGGCGUGCAGGGCAAGGCUGAAGCGAACGACACGGCGUACAGCGCGUCGCAGAGCCAGGGGGGUGAGGACACACUCGGGGACACGGACAACGAUGGGGGGGGUGGCAGCAGGGAGGAGGGGCAGGAGGGGCAGGAGGGGCAGCACGAGGAGCUGCGGCUCAUGGCCAGCGAGCGGGAGGCCCUCGCCGCCAUGCUGCAGGGCGUGAACGCGGACGUGGAUGCUGACGUGGACGUGGACGUUCAGGAGUCCCAGCAGACGGUGGUGGGGUCGUCGGCGCCAACUGGAGCCAGCAAGGCGGCGGACACCGGCACAGAAGGGAAGCACGCAGGCAUGCGAACGUCCUUGCCUGGGCGUGCGGGUGACGCCAGGCCGCUCGUGCAUGGGCACAGCCCGCAGCAGCAUCAUGUGGAGCAGCACAGGAGCAUGGCCUUUUGCAGCGAGGCUCGCAAGGCCACCAUGAGUCCUGCAGACGGCGCCAUGGGGCCGUGCACCGACUCGUCGCCCUCCGUGUGGGGCUCCAACUCCACGCCGCCAGACAACGCCCACACGGCCAGGCUCAACGGUAAUGGAACCAGUGACAACGGACACACGCCUCAGAAGGAGCCCCACAGGAGGCAGGGUGAGCUGGAUCAUGGGCAGCAGCGUGUGGCGCUGGCAGCAGGCGAGCAGCAAGGCCGCAACAAGGAUGCCUGCUGCUCCACCCCCCCACUCCCACGCAGCCCUGCUGCUACUGCGCCUGCUCCCGCUCCCGCUUCUCGGCCUGCUGGACUGCCUGCCAGCCCCACCAACCAAGGUGCUGCUGGCGCCACUGCUGUCAAUGCUGCCACUGCGGUGGCCGGUGCUGCUGCUGCUGCGGCUGUCUCAAAGCAGGAGAAGUGGAGGCUACCCCGUGAAAGGGGCCGCGCGCCACAUGCACACAACCACACAGCACAUGCGCAUGGGCAUGGUCAUGGGCACAGGCAUGGGCAAGCGCACAUGGACCGCAGCGGGUCGAACAUGGGUGCGAGUGCAGCAGCGUCGACGGCAGAAGCAGCGGGCACUGCAGUGGCGGACAAGAGGGAGCAGUCGAACCUCAUUCGCAAGCUGCGCUCCAUGGAGAAGUUCAAAGUCCGCCACGCCGCUGCUGCGCCCAGCGGCGGCGCCGCUAAUGGCGCUGAAAGUGCGGUGGGCGCUGCCACUGCCACUGCUGACGAGGUCAGUGUGAAGAUGAGCGCCUGUGGCCCAGGGGUGGGUGGGGGAGAAGGAGCGGGCUCCGGGGGGGGGGAGGGCAGUGGAGGGGAGGGGGCGGAGGGGGCCACGGAUGGCCAGCACGGAGGAGCAGAGGGAAGAGGCGCAGGGAGGGAAGGCGAGGCGGCGAAAGCAGGGGGAGGCGAGGGAGGAGGGAAGGAGGGUGUGGAGAUGGCGGGGGAGAACGAGGGGCCGCGGAGGAAGCGGCUGCGAGGCCACUCCAUGAGCGGCAGCAACACGCCCCCCCCCGUCACCAGACCAGCCCCGCCCUCUGCAACGAAACCCGUGCCAGCGGAUGGCACAGGGGUGGAAACAGCAGCGGCAGGGGUAGCAGAGCAGCAAGGGGACGUCCGCGCCACCCCCUCGUCCUCGGGAAGCCGCGGGCAGAACGGCAACGUGGGGGGCAGUGGCAGCGGCACCAAGAACGAGGGCGCGGGGGGGCCCGAGGGCUCGGGGGAGAACGGGCCUAGCUCCAACUCGUCCGAGUGCGGGAACGAGGCGGGCGGGGAGAGGCUGGGGAGGUCGAGCGACGGGGGAACGAGUGAGAGGGAGGCGUGCAAGAGGCAGGAGAGGGACGGGUCGGAGGAAGGGGGGACUGCUAAGAGCGAAGUGAAAGGACUGGCUGACGGUGAUGCUGGUGGGGAGAGUGAUGGGAAAGAUGUGGAGGAAAAGGCAGAGGCGGUGAAGCAUGUGGACGAGAGGCGUGAGGGGGAGGGGGAGGAGGAAGAGAAGGAGGAUGAGAACAACGAAGAGGAGGACGGUGAGGGUGAAGAGAUGGAUGCUGCGAGGCCAAAGGAGGAGGGGACCAAGAACGAGGGGGAACGAGUUGGAGGUGGUGACGAUCGGAGUGCCAAGAGGAGGAAGGUGCAGGCGGACACGGCAGGGGAGGACGGGUGCUCGAGGGUAGUGGGAGGGCCGCCGCAGGGCAGCAGUGCGCCCACGGCUGGCAGCAGGUCGCACACGCCGCUCAGCCUCACGGUGCCGCAUGCGCUGGUGGUGGGGCAGCACAGGCGAGACACGGUCAGCGCUGCCGAGGCGCAGCAGCACAAGGAGGGCGGUGGCGACACCAACGCUGGGGAUGGCCUGGAGCAGCUGCUUGGGAAGAAACGAGGCGGGCAGGAGAUGGGAGUGGCUGGUGGGGAGCGCAAGGGCGAGGAGGCGGAGGGGUCGGCGAAUGAAGCGCGAGAAAGUGCAGCGAGGCCCGGGCGUACGGAGACAUCGCAGGUGGUGGGCGCAGGCAGGCGCGAGCUGCGAGGCGACGGCCAGUCCGUCUUCCGACCGCUGCACAGCCUCCCCCCUAAGGUGACGCCCCCACAUGCCCCUCCUCGCCUCCUCCCCCCUCCCCCCUCCAAGACCGUCGCCCCACCUGUAUGUGCGGCCGCCCAGGAUGAAGGCACCCCGGCUGACGCUGCUGCUGCCAGCGCUGGCGGUGAAAGAAGGGAAGGAGACAAGGGCGGUGAGGCAGGGACGAGGGAGGAGGGCGAAGUGGCGCGUACGGUUGGGAGAGUGGACGAGGAGGUGCGAUGGAAGGAGGGUGAGACGAGACAGCGGCGGAGAGGCAAGGAGAAGCGGACAGUGGGGGGUGAGGCGGUGUUGGGGCAGGAGAGCCGCAAGCAUGGGAGGGACGAGGAGGAGAAUAAGGAACGCGUGUGUGAUUUGACUCAAGACAGGAGGCAGCAGCACGUGCACCAGCACCAGCACCAGCACCAGCAUCAGCACCAUCAUCAGCAGCCCCCUAGCAGCAACGCCCCAUCUCUCCUCGCGGGCAUGCGCAUCGUGGGUCCAUCACUGCCCAUGCCCUCCUCCCCCAGUGCGGAUCCCUCGUCCAGCAACAGUGCAGGGGCGGGCGUGCACCAUCACUUCCACUACCACUACCACAGUGCCGUCAGCAGCGCCAAGCACCGCGCUGCCUCCUCCAAGCAACCCACCACCGCUGCUACGGCAGCUGCUGCCAUUGCUGCUGCUGCUAAGGUUGAGGCUGUUGUCUCUGCUGCCGGUCCUUCUGCCGCCCUCAGUGCUCCCUCAGGCCCGGAAACCCCGAGCCUGAGGUCUGGAGAAGGGGGUGAGGGCUACGGGGGAAUUGUGCAGUGCAGCAAGGGGGAGAGCAGCGAGCUGGGGGAGGGGGCGGUGAAGGAGGUGGGGGAUGGGGGAAGGGGUGGGAAGAGCAGUGGUGCAGUGGACGAUGGUAUGGCUGACGAGAGAAAGACAGCUGCCCUGCUGCAGGCCGAGGCAGUCCACAGGUGGAACACUGAGGGCGCUCCGGGGGUUGACCUGCAGUGCAGGGAGGCAGGGCCACACGGGAUGAAGGCCCGCCUGCCCGACAAGCUGCUGGGCGACGCGGCAAGCAAGCAGGGCGAGCGGCACCGGCCACGGCAGUACCAGCAGAAGCACCACCACAAUCACCGCUUCCACCCCUACAGCCCGCACAAGGAGCACAAGGAGGCGAGGAAUGGGACAGGGUAUGGUGUGAUCGCUGCUAACAUGCCUGACAGGGAUGUCAACUUCGAAAUGGGGGAGCGGGAAGGCGAGCAGAUGCAACAGGACGAGGGUGGAGGGGUUGUGAUGCGGCCCUGAGAGGGAUUGUUGAUAGGAUUCUUCAUAAAAGGUGGCCUGUUCUGACUUAAUUGCAGGCUACCUGUGCCUUAAGCUGAUGUAAGUUUGAACAUUAUUAUUGAUUUCCUCGCCCAUUCCUCGCCUGAAUUGCCCAUGUU
Molecule: messenger RNA, 8615 nt
Organism: Closterium sp. NIES-67
Lineage: Eukaryota; Viridiplantae; Streptophyta; Zygnematophyceae; Desmidiales; Closteriaceae
Source: the annotation of a GenBank genome assembly